Nyctereutes procyonoides (raccoon dog) is the source of this 7472-nucleotide messenger RNA. It is a transcript of the gene ZCCHC3, whose product is annotated as zinc finger CCHC-type containing 3. Gene Ontology annotation, biological process: positive regulation of type I interferon production; defense response to virus; cellular response to exogenous dsRNA. The record is from RefSeq and is a predicted model, not a curated record. The transcript is spliced from 3 exons. NCBI's taxonomy places the organism in Eukaryota, Metazoa, Chordata, Mammalia, Carnivora, Canidae. Gene Ontology annotation, cellular component: cytoplasm. Gene Ontology annotation, molecular function: double-stranded DNA binding; RNA binding; zinc ion binding. The coding region runs from base 3279 to 4487 and encodes 402 amino acids.
AAGUCACUGAAAAAUAAAUUAAAAUGUUCAGUCUUUUAUCCAACUCACAGGGAAAAUUGCUGGCAGUGAUAAUCAACAAGAAAUAAAGCCAAAAAUAACCAAAAAAGAACACAGAAAUCUUGGACCUGCAAAAUUUGAGCUGAGAAAAAUGGAAUUGAUGGAAGGAAUGGCUAUACACAUACCAACAAAAUCUUACAAGAUGUUAUUAGUAAAGUUCCAGAUGGACCUAGAACCCAAUCCACAGAUCAAAUAUUUUCAAAAUACAGAUCUCUUUGUAGUCAGAAAUAAAACAAAAAUGCCUAAUAUAUGUUGGUUAUAUGACAGUUUUUGGCUAGUGUAGUAAGAUAAGAAAAAGUAUAAGAUCUGAACAGAAGAGCAAAACCUUUGUUAUUCAGACAAUGUGACUAUCAUCAUAGAAAAACAAACUGAGGCGUGGGUUAAGCAUCUGCCUUUGACUCAGGUCAUGAACUCCAGGUCCUGUGAUGGAGCCCUGAGCAAGCAGCAGGCUUCUUGCUCAGCAGGGAGUGUGAUUCUCUCCCUCCACUCCACCCAACCGCUCCCCACCACUCAUUCUCUCUCUCAAAUAAAAAAAAAAUAAUUUUUUAAAAAAGCACAGUGAUUCUAAAAACCACUGAAAAUUUUAAAAGAUGUCAGCACUGUUGCUAUUACACAAAAUUCAACUGUAUUCCCUUUAAAUGCCAAUAACAAAUAUUCUAAAUAUAUUUACAAGGGCAAUCAAGUAUCAUACCUUACAAUAAUUUUUUAAUUAUGCAAGACCUUUAUGAAGAAACUAUAAAAUGUUAUUGCAAUUUAUAAAAAUAAGACUUAAAUGAGAAAUCCAGUGAGGUCAUAGAUGGAGCAAUUUAAUAUUAUAAAAUGGCUAAUUCUGGUACAAGUUGAAUGCAAUUGCAAUUGACAUCCCAAAAAGUGGUUUCCUGGAACUUAGUAUAUUGGUUCUAAAUUUUGUACAGAGGAUCCAAAUAUAGCUGAGACAGACUUGUGGAAGGAGAAGGAAGAAUGCUUCCCAUAAAUAAAAUAGAGUUCGGUUUUCUCUUUAGUAUAUGGAGUAUCUAGCUAUAGCAGGCUCUCACUUAUGGAGAGCAAUAAUCAGCGGGAGUUGACUUGUGACUGCCCCUUCAAAUCGAAUACUGCUCUCCAGCUCACUCAGCACAUUGUUCUUCUUUAAGGCACAUGCCUCAUCCUAUAGAUAUGUGUAUGAUAGUUGCUCGGGUGGGAGGAUAGGGUAAGAGAUAUAGAAGAGGUUAUUUUAGGGAUCCCUGGGUGGCGCAGCGGUUUAGCGCCUGCCUUUGGCCCAGGGCGUGAUCCUGGAGACCCGCGAUCAAAUCCCACGUCGGGCUCCCGGUGCAUGGAGCCUGCUUCUCCCUCUGCCUAUGUCUCUGCCUCUCUCUCUCUCUCUCUCUCUCUAUCAUAAAUAAAUAAAAAAAAAAGAGGUUAAUUUAAAAUUACAUGGGUUCUGUUAGUUUUGUAAAUAUCCUCCCAGUGAGCUGCCAAGCAGAAAGAAGAGUGGAUCGUGUGACUCUUAAGAGUUUGAUGCUUCUGGUAGUGAUCUGAGCAGGAUCAUGGGAAUAAGUGGCAGAGAAAGGAUGGAAGAAAGCACACCAGAGGUUAUAGUGUGAAAGAUGCAAGGUCCAAAUGGCACAAGACUUGGGGAUGUUGGCUUCCCUGAGGCAAAUAUGUGGAAUUAGGGUGAAGAGAAAGGUCGAAAGGUCGUAAGACAAGAACUGACAGGGACUCUAUAAUGCUAAGCAAAACUAGAAGUGUCAGAGAAACAAGAAAGAAUCCAACACCAACACAGAAGGAAACAUCAUCUUUCCUGGGAACCCACUGUAGACCAAGCACUUUGACACAGGCUCUCUACUUGAACCCCAACAUUAGUCCUCUGAGAGUAGACAUUAAUAUCCCUUUGUUACAGAUGAGCAAACUGAAGCAAUGUCUGAGGUCAUUGGCCCCAUGUGACAAGGCUGAGAUUCCAAGCAGUCAGAUUCACACUAGGGCCUCCUGCUUCCACAGUCCACCUCUUCUUUCACUAAAGUCACAAUGGUCACUGAAGCACCCUGAAAUGCACACAGACUUGCAUGAAGAAAACAGAGCUAACAAAGGAUAUUGUUAAACACAUCCCCUCAAACAGCUAGACUUUAUCAACGCUUCCAAAGCACCAGUUCAGACAGAUGAAGGAGGAAUAGGAAUUCUGUCCAGCGCCAACUUUAGCCGAGCAUCUUUGUGUUAACCAGAUUUUCUGGAAGAGUCUGAUGCAAACAGCCUUAACCCACAACGUGAGAAGCAAGGCAGUUUUAGAAAUAUAAGUCACCUACAUGAGGUCGCCUGUUUUAAUUCUGCCACCUGAUCAAGUGUUUUAACCCUGUCUCCAAGCCCCUGCCUCCUGUAAAAUGGGUGUAAAUUACAGCGUGGUUCUGGAAGAUUCCAUGUGAUAAAUCUCGCAAUGUCCUACUAUGCUUAGAACAGUACCGGGCACCUAAGAGCCCAAUAUAUUACCAUAGUCGCCAUGAGUAUGAUGGAGGUCUUUUUUAAAAAUAAUGCAGUAAUACUUAGAAACGUUAUCUUAAAAAAAAAAAAAAAAAAGGACUGAUGGAUAUAAGUGUAGUGGGAUGAGGCAUAGUAAAAAUUCUAAUGAUGGAAAGUUAAAAUAGUCCAAAGUUAAAGGUAAAAUGUCCACCGUAAAAUUCAACUUUCUCUAGGUUUUAAAAUGUCCAUAACCAACGCUGGAAAGACAAUGCACGGCCGUGCGCUCGGAGAGGAGGGGGUAGUUUCGUUUUGUUCCCUGUCGAACAGAAAGGUACAUAGAGAGAAAACAAAAUGGGCGAGCUCCUCCCCAGCUCGGGGCCGCCUCGGGGCCGCAGGGCCGUCCGCAAAGCCGCCUGAACGAGAUCGAGGACCGCUGGCGAAGGAGCGAAUCCUCGAGAGCGCGGCCCGCGGCUGCCAAGCCCUCGCGAGGGACAGGGACGCGCUCCAGGCGGCGCCUCCCGCCUCAGCGCCCAGGAGGUGGGGCCGGAGCGCGCGCCGGCGGAGGCGCGGCGCGGCCGUUACCCGGGGACUCGGGGCCGGCGCCGGCCGCAGCGCGCCGCGGGUAAAUACCUUCAGCUGGGCGGGGGAGAGGAGCGUCGAAUUUCAAAAAAAAAAAAAAAAAUCCACACAAACACACACACCCCCCAAACCCCCCACAGCCCCGGGCGGGCGGGCGCGCGGAUGGGCGCCCUUUGGCUGAGGGAGCGAGUGGAGGAUGCUGGGAAGGAGGUAAAAUGGCCACCGGCGGCGGCGCGGAAGAGGAGAGGAAGCGGGGGCGGCCGCAGCUCCUGCCCCCCGCGCGGCCCGCGGCCCGCGGCGAGGAGGCCGAGGGCGGCCGCGAGAAGAUGGGCUGGGCCCAGGUGGUGAAGAACCUGGCCGAGAAGAAAGGCGAGUUCCGCGAGUCGCGGCCGCCGAGGCGGGAGGAGGAGGGCGGCAGCGGCGUGGGCGGCGGGCUCGGCGGCCCCGCGGGCCUGGCGGCGCCGGGCCUCGGCGACUUCCCCCCGGCGGGCCGCGGGGACCCGAAGGGUCGGCGGAGAGACCCGGCCGGCGAGGCGGCGGACCCCCGCAAAAAGAAGGGUGCAGCCGAGGCGGGCCGGAGGAAGAAGGCCGAGGCGGCGGCCAUGGCGGGCCCGGCCAGGCCUGGCGCGGCCGAGGACGCGGCCGAGGGGCCCGCUCAGGACGAGCAGGCAGUGGCAGCGGGCCCCGCGGCGGGCCCGGGCAAGGGCCGCUUCCUCGUGCGCAUCUGUUUCCAGGGAGACGAGGGCGCCUGCCCCACGCGGGACUUCGUAGUAGGCGCGCUCAUCCUGCGCUCCAUCGGCAUGGACCCGAGCGACAUCUACGCAGUCAUCCAGAUCCCGGGCAGCCGCGAGUUCGACGUGAGCUUCCGCUCCGCGGAAAAGCUGGCCCUGUUUCUCCGCGUCUACGAGGAGAAGCGCGAGCAGGAGGACUGCUGGGAGAACUUUGUGGUGCUGGGGCGGAGCAAGUCCAGCUUGAAGACGCUCUUCAUCCUCUUCCGGAACGAGACGGUGGACGUGGAGGAUAUCGUGACCUGGCUCAAGCGCCACUGCGAUGUGCUGGCCGUGCCGGUGAAAGUGACCGACAGAUUUUAUUUAUUUAUUCAUGAGACAGAGAGAGAGAGAGAGGCAGAGACAGGCAGAGGGAGAAGCAGGCUCCAUGCAGGGAGCCCGACGUGGGACUCGAUCCAGGGACUCCAGGACCACCACACCCAGGGCCAGAGGACCCCAUCCAGGAUGUCAUAUUAUCUCAUGACUCCUUGGUUCCUCUGGGCCGCAGCAGUUUCUCUCAGACAUGAACAUGAUUUAUCACUGUUGGUACUGACCUUGACCACCUGGCUGAAGAGGAGCUUGUCAGGUUUCUCCACUGGAAAAUUACUUUUCGUUUACCCUUUUUCAUUCUAUCUUCUUUGGAAGGAAGUGAAUUAAUAUGCUCAACCCACACCUAAGGAUGGCAGUUAUGUUAACCUCCUUAAAGGUAGAGUAUCUACAUAAGUUAUUUGGAAUUAUUCUGGAGUGAAGAUUUGUCUUUUCUACUUAUUAUUCGGUUAUUUAUUUAUAUCAGUAUGGACUCAUGGAUAUUUAUUUCAUAUUUUAAGUUAUAAUCCAAUACUACUUAAUUUUGUUGCUCAAAUUGUUCCACCUUUUGCCUUCGGGAGCUCUUUUAGUUAACACCUGUUUUCCUUGGACAUACCCCCAUCGUUGUAUACCCUUUCGUCUUCUUCUUGAUCUUGGGAACCUCCUUCUUUCUGGCAUUAUAUGAUACUUCAGGCUUAUCUUGCAUAUUUCCUGCUCAGGUCCUAGAAUCAGCUGUUUCUCAAAAACCCUGAUUCCUCCCAUUGGAGAAUGGUAUUAUAAACUAAGAUCUGGAUGCUAAGUAUGCUCAUUGCUACUGAGGUGUCAUUUCUUUUAAGCCUUCAAAACUAACAGAACAAAGAAAUAUAUAUGUAUAUACUAACCUGUUUGUAAACACAUAUCUAUAAAUAUUUCUGUAUGUAACCAUCUGUAUCUAUAUUAAACUAAACAUGAGUUUAUAUUUAUAUUUUGCUAUUCUAAUCCAUUAGCACAUGAGUCAUUAUAACCUUCUCUCCUUGCUUAUCUGUAAAUUCCCACUCCAACAGUGAGAAACUUGGCUCCUACUAUCCACCAUCCAUUUACCUAAUUGUUCAACUCCAGUGUACAUGUGCAGCAGUAUCAGGAUUGUUGACCCAUAUCCCUGUGGGAAACUUUAUCAACUAGAAUGCAGUACUUCUGUACACUUUCUGUGGCUUUUAGUUUUACAGGAUCCACUUAUUUCUUUUUUUUUAAGAUUUUAUUUAUUUAUUCAUGAGAGAGAGAGAGAGAGGCAGAGACACAGGCAGAGGGAGAAGCAGGCUCCAUGCAGGGAGCCCAAUAUGGGACUCGAUCCUAGGACUCCAGGAUCAUGCCCUGGGCCGAAGGCAGGUGCUCAACCGCUGAGCCAACCAGGCGUCCCUCUCUGGAUGCUUGAAAUUAUUUUUUAAAAAUUCACCUGCAUUAGCAUUUACUCUUUAAGUUGUACACGUCUAUGGGUUUUGACAAAUGCAUAAUAUAUUCACCAUUAUAGUAUCUUACAGAAGAGUUUUAUCACUCUAAAGUGUCUUCUGUGCUUCAUCUAUUCAAUUCUCUCUCUCUCUCUCAAACGUUAAUAACUAUAGGUCUUUUUUUCUAAGAUUUUAUUUAUUUAUUUGAGAGAGAGUGUGAGUGAGUGAGUGAGUGAGUGAGUGAGAGAGAGAACAGAGCAGUGGGGAGAGGCAGAGGGAGAAGGAGACUCCUUGCUGAGCAGGGAACCUGAAGCGGGGCUCAAUCCCAGGACUCCAGGAUCAUGACCUGAGCCAAAGGCAGAUGCUUAACUGACUGAGCCACCCAGGUGCCUCCAUAGGUCUUUUUACUAUCUCUAUAGUUUUGCUUUUUUAUGCUUUAAAAAAAAAAAAGAUUUAUUUAUGAGAGAGAGAGAGGGUGUGAGGGGCAGACGGAGAGAGAAACUUAAGCAGACUUCCAUUCUGAGUGUGGAGCCCAACCUGGGGCUUGAUCUCACUACCCUGAGAUCACGAGCCAAAAUCAAGAGUUGGCUGCCUAACUGACUAUGCCACCCAGAUCCCCCUGUGCUUUUUUUUUUUUAAGAGAAGAUAUACAGGAGUAUAUUUGUUGUUGCUUUUGUUAUAGCUACCACUCACUGAAUCCUUACCAUGUCCCAUGUCCUGAACUAUUAUACUCUCCCAUUUUGCAGAUAAGAAAAUUGAAACAAAUGAGUUGAAAUAACUCCCUAAAGACUAUUAAUAUUGAACAAAUUUUUACUUCAAAUCCUGGACACAUUGAUUGUUUAAAACCCCAGUAUUUACAUGCUUGACUUCUGAAUCAUCUAAGGGAGUCCACCACAUUUAGCCAGUAAGAUGAGUAUGACCUACUUCCUGCUUUACCCAAGCAGUCCCAAUUUAUUUCUGUUGUUAUAGCAAAAUUAUUAAUGUGUCCCCUUCAUCAUAAAUUAUAUGGUUACUGCCAAAUGAAAAAGUCUAAUGAAUUUUAGAGUCAGGUUAUAGGGGUAAAAAUUAUACUCCAGGAGAUGAGGGGAUGUACCAGUGGUGUGUGAUUUCAGAGUCACCAGGCAGGACCUGCUAUCCAGAUCAAAUCCCCUCUGCCAUCCAGUCACCUUCCACUUUUUUCUCCCAAUCUGAUUAAUCCCCAUUCCAUCAGUCAUGCUGGUGCUGUUAGUAUUCAUGAGAGACACACAGAGAGAGGCAGAGACAUAGGCAGAGAGGGAAUCAGGCUCCAUGCAGGGAGCCUGAUACAGGACCCGAUCCCGGACUCCAGGAUCACGCUCUGUGGUGAAGGCAGACACUCAACUGCUGAACCACCCAGGUGUCCCAUGCUGUGCUGUUAAAAUGACUCUGCCACUGUCCUUUUCUGCCCAUAGACAUGUCCCCAGCUAUGGUCUCUCUUUUCUGCCUUGUGCUUCUCUGAGUCUCAAAGUACAUCUCAUGGAUUGGCCAUCCAGCAUUCCAGCAGGAUUUUUAAGGCUCUGGCAUUUCACAAAGAAGUAAAAAAAAAAAUUCUCCCCAUUCAAAAAAAAUAAAACCCACAUUUUAAAACUUUGGAGUUAAAAAACAAAACAAAACAAAAAACUUUGGGGUAAGCAAAAGAUUGUCAACUUUUUAUUUUGCUAAAAUGAGAAAAACCUCCAUCUUCUAUAUUAGUCUAGUCUUUUGGAAAUAUAAUGUAAGCCUUAAGUGUAAUUUAAAAUUUUCCAGAAGUCACAUUUUAAAAAAAUUUUAAAAAGAAAGAAAAAACAGGUGAAAAUAAAUUUUUAAAGAUUUAUUUAUUUUAGGGCAGACCAGAUGGCUCAGCGGUUUAGUGCCGUGUUCAGCCCAGGGUCUGGUCCUGGAGACCUGGGAUCGA